AUGUCUCUUGGAACAGACCAGCCGAUGCCCCGCCGCCGUCGAUACUCGGGCGCAAAUGCUGUCGAAAUCAUCAAAAGCCCAGUUGUAUCUAUACCUCCGCCGCGGCCCAAAUCUACUCCCCCGACAGAGCGACCCAAGCAGCGACGGAGGCAUCAACUCGAGUCAGACUCAGAAAAGGAGGAGAUGCAAAUCGACGCGGAUUCGGACAGUAGUUCCUCCGAUCCUUCUUCUCCUGUCGACAACGACGCACACAUCCCCCUUGCAGACAGGCCUACACGACCUCUUCCCGCGAAAGCGCGAAAAAUGAUGAACAACGGCUCCAACAACCCCCUCCAUCAGGCCGCCAAUCCCCACAUGCUGCCUGUCCAGGCGCAUGUACCCAAGGGCGGCGUCGCAUCGAGCCAACGGCGACUGUUCGUCGUGUUGGAGCAAGCUUGUCUAGAAGCAUAUCGGGUUAGCAGUGGGGGACGAGGCAAGAACGGGCGGGAGGGUGAUGUCAAGUAUGCUUUAUUGAACUGCGACGAUCAUCAAGGCAUUUUGGCAAAGACGGGGAGAGACAUUGCGGAUGCGAGGCCGGAUAUCACACACCAGUGUCUCUUGACACUGUUAGACUCUCCUCUCAAUAAAGCCGGUCUCCUUCAAGUCUACAUACACACCGCCAAGGGCGUCCUUAUCGAGGUAAACCCGCAUGUGAGAAUACCACGGACCUUCAAGCGAUUCAGUGGAUUGAUGGUUCAACUUCUGCACAAGCUAUCAAUUCGAGGAGUAAAUGGUCCAGAAAAGCUCUUGAAAGUGAUCAAGAACCCCGUCACUGAUCAUCUCCCCGUUAACACCAUCAAGUUGACACUUUCCGGUGAUGCACCGACAAUGCGAUUGUCAAAAUUCCUUCCAACUCUUCCGGAGACACAUUCAAUUGCUGUUUUCGUUGGUGCCAUGGCUCGGGGAAAAGAUGAUUUUGCAGACGGGAUUGUCGACCAAAAAAUCAGUAUCAGUGAUUACCCGCUGAGCGCAUCGGUGGCUUGUGGAAAGAUCUGCUGCGCACUCGAAGAACUUUGGGACAUUGUCUGA
This is a messenger RNA of Fibroporia radiculosa, 1068 nucleotides long. RefSeq lists its product as uncharacterized. The record is from RefSeq and is a predicted model, not a curated record. The transcript is spliced from 6 exons. Gene Ontology annotation, molecular function: rRNA binding; rRNA (pseudouridine) methyltransferase activity. Gene Ontology annotation, cellular component: small-subunit processome; nucleolus. Lineage: Eukaryota; Fungi; Basidiomycota; Agaricomycetes; Polyporales; Fibroporiaceae. Gene Ontology annotation, biological process: rRNA base methylation. Bases 1 to 1068 code for a protein of 355 amino acids.